AUGGCCCUGGCAGGGAAGGCUUUAGACGUGACGCUCAGCACCUCCAGAGCUGACCAGUGGAAUAUGGUUUUUCCCCAGAAGGACGAAAUCAUCACCAGCUUAGUGUCUGCCUUAGACUCCAUGUGCUCGGCACUCUCCAAGCUGAACGCGGAGGUGGCCUGCAUCGCCGUCCACGAGGAGAGCGCCUUUGUGGUGGGCACCGAGAAGGGCCGGGUCUUCCUCAGCGCCCGCAAGGAGCUGCAAGCCGACUUCCAGAAGUUUUGCAGAGUCCAGCAGAGGAAGGAGCAGGACGCGGAGGCGCAGAAGAAGGCAAAGGAGUGCGGGCGAAGCGUGCUCAGGGUCUCCCCGGACCAGGGAUCAGACGUGUACCUCCUCAGGAAGAUGGUAGAGGAAGUGUUUGAUGUGCUUUAUAGUGAAGCCGUGGGGAAGAGCAGCGUGGUCCCUUUACCGUACGAGAGGUUCCUGAAGGAGCCAGGCCUGCUGGCGGUGGCUGGCUUGCCCGAGGGGAUCAGCUUUAAGAAACCCAUGGAGUAUGACGUGAAGUCCCUGAUGGCCAUCUUAGAGCACAGCCACAGCAUCCGCUUCAGGCUAAAAAGGCCGGCGGACGAGCCCAGCCGAGAGCCGAACCCCAGCGUCGAGUUGACUUGUACAUCCCUCGCCUCCAAGGGCGGCCGGGACUCUGGUGCCAACGGCCCCAUGGCCAAACCCGCCGGCCAGGACGCCCCCUCCGCCGUCGCCGUCACCAACUUCUUAUAUGGCGUCUCACUGCCGACCCAGCUCGCCGUUGACCUAAAGCAAGAGGUGUCCUCCGGCCUGCCUGGGCCGAACGCGGCCGGCGAGGCGCUGCUGCCCAGGCCCGCGGGAGAGCUGAAGGUGCCUUCCUCACAGGAGUACAGCGACUGCUGUGGACAGAAAUCGUCGGUCUCCGGAGGUCCCCUCAUCCAGAAUGUGCACUCAUCCAAGCGCAUCCUCUUCUCCAUCGUCCACGACAAGACAGAUAAGUGGGACAGUUUUAUAAAAGAAACUGAAGAUAUCAACACCCUUAGGGAGUGCGUGCAAAUUCUGUUUAACAGCAGAUAUGCUGAAGCCUUGGGGUUAGACCACAUGGUGCCCGUCCCGUACCGGAAGAUUGCCUGCGACCCCGAGGCAGUGGAAAUCAUCGGUAUCCCGGACAAAAUACCCUUCAAAAGACCUUGCACCUACGGUGUCCCCAAACUCAAGCGGAUACUGGAGGAGAGGCACAACAUCCAUUUUGUCAUCAAAAGGAUGUUUGAUGAGAGAAUUUUUACAGGAAGCAAAUUUACCAAAGAUCCAACCAAGCUGGAGCCCUCCAGCCCCCCCGGGGAGAUCUCCCCAGAGCCGCACCGCGGGGCCGCGCUGGACCUGGCGGGGACCUCUCAGGCCAACAGCAGGUCCGAGAAGUGUAGUGUUUCUGAAAGCUGUGAACCAGGUACCUCAGGAGAGCUGGGUGGGAUCAGGCAGAUCAAAAUCGAGCCGGACGAGCUGGACAUCAUCCAGAUCACCGUGCCAGACCGAUCGCCUGGUUCGGAUGAGAUUCACGACCCAGUGCCCACGCAUAUGGCCUCGGAGGAGACAAACUACAUCCUAGAGACGGUAGCAGGGACGGAGAAGGGGCCCAGCGAGGAGUCGCGACAUGAAGAAAAGCAGAUGGAGGGAUCAGGGGACGUUUUAAGUCAUUUGAGGAAACAGGUUGAAAUUUUGUUCAACACGAGAUAUGCGAAAGCCAUAGGAAUAUCAGAGCCGGUCAAAGUUCCCUACUCCAAGUUCCUGAUGUAUCCCGAGGACCUGUUUGUCGUGGGCUUGCCGGAGGGCAUCCUGCUGCGGCGCCCCAACUGCUUCGGGAUUGCCAAGCUGAAGAAGAUCCUGCAAGCGAGCAAUAACAUCCAGUUUGUCAUUAAAAGACCGGAGCUGCUGGCCGAGGGUGUGAAGGAGCCGACAUCGGAGAGCCCGGCAGCCAAAGCAUCGCAAAUCCUAAUUCCUCUUAUGUCCCCUGUCUCAGCUGCCAGUGAGAGGGACUCAAGCGAGGCGCUGCUGGAGGAUGCUGUGAAGAGACAGGGAUUUCAAGAAAAUUAUGAUGCCAGGCUUUCCAGAAUAGACAUCGCUAACACGCUGCGGGAACAAGUCCAGGACCUGUUCAAUAAGAAAUACGGUGAGGCCUUGGGGAUUAAAUACCCUGUGCAAGUGCCAUACAAGCGGAUCAAGAGCAAUCCGGGGUCAGUGAUUAUAGAGGGGCUGCCCCCCGGGAUCCCCUUCAGGAAGCCGUGCACCUUUGGCUCGCAGAACCUGGAGAGGAUAUUGGCCGUGGCCGAUAAAAUCAAGUUCACCGUGACGAGGCCUUUUCAAGGACUCAUCCCCAAACCUGAUGAGGACGAUGCCAACAGGCUCGGGGAGAAGGUGAUUCUCCGAGAGCAAGUGAAAGAGCUUUUCAAUGAAAAAUACGGAGAGGCUCUGGGCUUGAACCGGCCCGUCAUGGUGCCCUAUAAGCUCAUCAGGGACAGUCCUGACGCGGUGGAGGUUACCGGGUUGCCGGACGAUAUCCCUUUCAGAAACCCCAAUACCUACGACAUCCAUCGGCUGGAGAAGAUCCUGAAGGCGCGGGAGAGCAUCCGGAUGGUGAUUAUAAACCAGCUCCAGCCGUUUGCCGAAAUCUGCACUGAGGCCAAACAAACAGAGAAAGACACCAGCGUUCCCAAACGGAAGCGGAAGAGGAUCUCCGAAGGGAACUCGGUAUCUUCCUCUUCCUCAUCUUCCUCUUCCUCCUCUUCCAAUAUGGAGUCUACAUCAUCAACAAAUCAGAUCUCACUUGUGCAAUGGCCCAUGAACAUGUACAUGUUAGACUAUGGUGGUCUAAACGUCCAGAUCCCAGGACCUAUUAACUAUUAGACCUCAAUACCGAAUAAGAACCUCAAAUGAAAGAAUAAAUAAAUAAAUAAAUGUAAUUUAUGUAAAAAGUGUAUAUUCCAAUAUGUAUCAAUGCCUUUUAGUUUUUCCAAUGAUUUUUACACUAUAUUCCUGCCAUCAAGGCCUUUUUAAAUAAAAAUAAAAAGUGUUGCCUUGCUCUUAAAA
Molecule: messenger RNA, 3087 nt
Organism: Charadrius vociferus (killdeer)
Lineage: Eukaryota; Metazoa; Chordata; Aves; Charadriiformes; Charadriidae
Gene: GTF2IRD1
Product: GTF2I repeat domain containing 1
Exons: 26
Coding region: 1-2904 (967 amino acids)
Biological process (GO): transcription by RNA polymerase II
Cellular component (GO): nucleus
Molecular function (GO): DNA-binding transcription factor activity
Source: RefSeq, a predicted model, not a curated record